Messenger RNA from Zymoseptoria tritici IPO323, 1626 nucleotides. RefSeq lists its product as uncharacterized. The transcript has 2 exons. The record is from RefSeq and is a predicted model, not a curated record. Gene Ontology annotation, molecular function: transmembrane transporter activity. The annotation marks the transcript as partial. Gene Ontology annotation, biological process: transmembrane transport. NCBI's taxonomy places the organism in Eukaryota, Fungi, Ascomycota, Dothideomycetes, Mycosphaerellales, Mycosphaerellaceae.
CACUACCAGACCUUUCCCACCGCACCACCCCGCAGUGCCGGCCGACCACCGCCUCCCACAAAGAAAGACUCCAACCAUGACGAAACUCCUCUCCCGAAAGGCCAACUCGCCAUCCUCGCCGUUAUCGCCCUCGCCGAACAAACCGCCCUAAACAGCAUCUCGCCCUACCUCCCCUCUAUGGCCUCCACUUUCCCAGACAUUAAAGAGUCCGAGAUCGGGUUAUACGUAGGCCUCAUCGCCUCCGCUUUUGCGCUCGCACAAUUCGCGACCAACUUCCUCUGGGGUUGGUUAUCGGAUCGCAUCGGGCGGAAACCGAUCGUCUUGACGGGCACGAUAUUGACGGCGGUGUGUUUUAUGGCGUUUGGAUUCUGUCGCACGCUGUGGCAGGCUAUACUCGUGCAGUUGAUGAUGGGCCUGGUGAAUGGGAAUCAGGGAGUGAUAUCGACGUGUCUGGGGGAGAUCACAGACCGCUCGAAUCAGAGUCGGGCGUUUACGUACUUGCCGGUGAUAUAUGGAUUGGGAGGGAUCACGGGACCGUUGGUGGGUGGACUGUUGGUAUUCCAGGAUAAACCGUUCCAGCCGGGCGUGCCGAAUCCGUACCCGUACCUGUGGCCGAAUGUGUUCGCGGCGGUGGUGUUGGUGAUUGACUUUGUCCUCACGGCGAUUUUCUUGGAGGAGAGUCUGGGAUCCGAGGGCGAACUUCCACCGCUCAAGAAACGCAUGAAGAGCUUGUUCUCCUGGAUAUGGCAGUUCAGCGGCGACUCCCAGCGACCGACCUACACUCGCCCAACAACGCCCUCCAAAUCCCGACCCGGCGAGUCCAGUAAUCUCCUCUCCUCCACCUCCUCCACCGCCUCGGAAGCCGACUCCGAUGCCUCUUCAACCGAUUCCACCGACAUGCCACACCCGGAAACCCACACCGUCCUCAACCGCAACACCCUCCUCCUCCUCUCCACCUACCUCCUCUUCCAACUCUCCAACAUAGCCUACAACUCCCUCUACCCCAUCUUCUCCGGCUCCUCGCCUCCCAUCGGCCGCUCGCUCUCGCCGGAAGAAAUCGGCACUUCCCUCGCUUUCGCCGGCGCCAUCACGAUCGUGUUUCAAGUCGGCGUGUUCGGGUACAUGCGGGAUCGACUGGGCAAUAAAACGACGUAUCGAUUGGGAUUGGCGGGGUUCGUGGUGAGUUUUGGAUUGAUGCCUUGGGUGGGGUAUAAAGAUGGGAAGGAUGGGAGUGGAUCCCCUACCACUAAAGGGAAGAUAUUUCUCUGGGCGGAGUUGGGGGGUGUACUCAUCAUCAAAACCGUCGCCUCUGUCGGUGGCCUCACUUCCGCUCUCCUCCUCAUCACGAAUUCCGCUCCGAGUCAUGCGGUUCUAGGAACGCUGAACGGGCUAGCGCAGACGUUAAGUGCAGCGGGCAGGGCGUUGGGGCCGUUGAUGAGUGGUGCGCUAUUCAGUGCUGCGACACGGGUGAAGACGAAGGGCGAGGCGUUGGCGUUUGGGGUGUUUGCGGGGAUUGCGUUUGUGGGGUUGGGGAUGAGUUUUGGGAUUAGGGGGAAGGGGUUGGAGGCGGAGGGGUGGAGUGAACAGGGGGAGAAUGGGAGUCAGGAGGGGGAUGAGGAGGAUGAG